AUGAAUUUGCAGGUACAUAAAUUAAUUCAUCAGUUUGUUGAUCAAACCUCGAUCCCGCCUAUUUCUCAACCAACACAAAUCGGAAAAAAGGCUAUACCAAUUUUGAAAAAAGCGACAUUUAUAUUUUCCAAUUGUUGGAAACAACCAACUCCAUCUAUCCAUCCGUCCAUCCGUCCAACAAAUAAACCACCCAUUCAAACAACAGAGAACCGAAAUGACAUUGCAUCAAAUCAGUAA
Molecule: messenger RNA, 237 nt
Organism: Caenorhabditis angaria
Lineage: Eukaryota; Metazoa; Nematoda; Chromadorea; Rhabditida; Rhabditidae
Source: the annotation of a GenBank genome assembly